GUGCCGAUUGACCCCUCAUCGCCAAUUCGCUACAACCUUAGUUUGUGGCUAGGGUACUUAUCAACCAAAGGAGAGACGAUACCGACCUUGCCUUAGCUUCAUCACCAAAAGGCGCGCCGGGUGGAUAUCCGCUGCAAAGCCCAUUCCCCGUCUCCAUUUUCCACACCCCCGCCCACUCUGCCCUUGCGUCGUACAUCCUUCCCAGGUCAGCCAAUCGCCGUCCCGUCAUUGACGGCGUGUCUGGUCGCUGCAAUCCAUUUGGAGGAGAGCCGACCCUCUCUGCUGCGUGCAACACCCUGGCGCACCGCAGAAAAAAUCUAGAAGGCAGCAGCCCCCAAAAGCCCUCUUCGUCUUUGGGCGUGCGGGACGAAUAAACUCCACAAGCUGCACUAAAGGGAAACCAGUCUUUGAUACCAUACUAUUUCUGGGACAGACCGCAUCGACCGACCAGAUAGGCCAUUUACCGUACCGCCGGAACCGGACGAACAGCACCAGGGAAUGGGGAGAACGAUCUGGCGGGGAUCAUGUUGACGAGGUCUCCCGCCGCACCACAUCCGCGCUCGUCCAAUGCGUCGCCCAGUUUCCACCACACCUUCCACUAUGCGCCCGCAACCGCCGCCGCCUCCGCCGCACCCGCACCCUCCCCCCCGUCACGACUCCCCGUCCCCGUCCCACUCCUCGCCAAGCCCCGACGCCCCUCGUUGUCGUUCUCGCCGUCCCAAGUCCUGCCUGCUUCGGGGCCACUGAGCCGCACCGACGCCCCCUCUCCGGCUGCGUCUCCCGCCGCGGCCCCAAAGCGCUAUGUCGCUGUCGACGCCGGUACACAGUACUCUCCUAUGGAGCCGAUCAACUACUUGGCAACCUUACAUGCGAAACAGAACCUGCACGUAAUACCCGACGAGCCACCCCCGACCCCGGGCCCGAAGCCCAUGACGCCGGGCGUAGAGCAGGGCGCUGCCGCCGCCGCCGCAGCCUCAGCUACAGCUCAACAGCCCCCGACAUCGGCAUCAUCGGGCCCGGUCCCUAACAUGGCUGUGACCGUAGAGCCCAAGGCCGUGACGUCCCCCGCCAUAAAGAGGCGUAAUUCUCAGGCUAUUGCCUCAAAUAGCGGGGAUGCGGCCACUCAGGCCCAAAAUAUUCCACAAAAACGCGCAAAGCCGACGAGACCUCCACCCAAGGUCCUGCCGCAACGAUAUGAAUUGUGUGAAGUCGAGGAUAUAGUCGUCUUGAUAGCACACAUGCUCGGCGAGUUAAUUGAGACCAAUGAUGCACUGGCUCUCAAGUCGGGUCAUUUGACAAGGUUUCAUUCACGAACCGCACCUGGUAUCUCAGUAUUGGAAUACCUCCACCGUCUCGCCAAGCACGCGACGCUGUCACCCCCUCUCCUCCUCUCCAUGGUCUAUUACAUUGACCGGCUGUGCGCCUUAUAUCCCGACUUCACCAUCAACACGCUCACAGUACACCGUUUCCUCAUCACGGCAGCAACGGUUGCGGCCAAAGGUCUAUCGGAUCUCUUCUGGAAUAACACUACAUAUGCGCGUGUGGGCGGCGUCCGUGUGGCUGAACUCAAACUCUUAGAGCUCGAGUUCCUCUACCGGGUGGACUGGAAGAUUGUCCCCAACCCGGACGUUCUCGUUGCGUACUACAAAGGGCUUGUGGAGCGCUGCCCGGGCUACGUACUACAGGGCUGCGAAGGGGAUCAGCAACCCGGUGCCCAAGCGGAUGAUGAAAUAGAAGACUAUGAUGAUGAAUUGGAUGAGGACGACGACGAUGAAGAAGAUGUCGCCGAUGAUGAUGACGCGAGCUCCGAGGACGACAGCGCCAAGAAUGGGAGGUAGCCACUCCUUCCUGAAGCUUUUUUAUCCGUGUCUUGGUUGGACGGCAAACUGGUUGUCCAACACAGGCCGAGCUUUCAAAUUAUUGGUAACUUUAGUGGUAUAUAAAAUAUGACAGUGGGGGGGUCUUGGGUUCUGUUCGUUGGGAAUUUGAGGAAGGACUGCUGCAUAGCAUGGGAUCUUUUGGUAUUCAUUCAUCUGGUUAGAGGGGUUUUUUUUUUUUUUUUU
Molecule: messenger RNA, 2063 nt
Organism: Pyricularia grisea
Lineage: Eukaryota; Fungi; Ascomycota; Sordariomycetes; Magnaporthales; Pyriculariaceae
Exons: 2
Coding region: 525-1838 (437 amino acids)
Biological process (GO): regulation of cyclin-dependent protein serine/threonine kinase activity
Cellular component (GO): nucleus; cyclin-dependent protein kinase holoenzyme complex
Molecular function (GO): cyclin-dependent protein serine/threonine kinase regulator activity; protein kinase binding
Source: RefSeq, a predicted model, not a curated record